Molecule: messenger RNA, 1379 nt
Organism: Pezoporus occidentalis (night parrot)
Lineage: Eukaryota; Metazoa; Chordata; Aves; Psittaciformes; Psittacidae
Gene: BAG4
Product: BAG cochaperone 4
Exons: 4
Coding region: 43-1074 (343 amino acids)
Biological process (GO): protein stabilization
Cellular component (GO): cytosol; cytoplasm; membrane
Molecular function (GO): adenyl-nucleotide exchange factor activity; protein-folding chaperone binding
Source: RefSeq, a predicted model, not a curated record
GGGGGCCGGGCCGCUGAUUGGCGGGGCGGUGGCGCGGCCGCCAUGGAGCGCUGCGAUCGCGCGGCAGAGCCGGGCCCGCUGUGGGCCCCCGGGUCCUCCCGCCCGCCGGCAGCGGCGCAGGCCAUGGAUUCUCCCUAUGCCAAUGGAGCCUACAGCCCCUCCUACCCUCCUGGUGCUGCCCCACACUACACGGGGCUGCCACGGGGGUACCACUGCUCCGGGCCCCCUUAUCCCUCCGAGCCCACCGGCAGGUACCGGUGCCCAUCACCGGCUCCCCCCUGGAGCUACGCGGCACCGGAGGGUCCCAACGAGGGCUCCUCGCUCCGGAGGCAGCAGCAGGGUCCCAGCUACUCCCCACCGCAGACACCGGGAAUGCCCAUCCCGCAGUAUCCCUAUGGAGACAGCAGCUCAGGGGUCACCUCCCCACCGCAGCCCAGAGCCCUGGAGGACACAUGGGCUCCUCACCCUGUCUAUGGGGUGCAGCCACGGUACCCAUGGGCAUCCACUUCAGUGCACGGGAACCCCUUCGUGGCCGAUUCGCACCCAUCCUGGACCAGCAGCGGAGCAACUUCCCACCCCACUGCAUGGGACUCAAAGGACGUUGCUUAUGAGAAACCCGAGCACGGCACGAACCAUCACAGCUACUACCCCGACGGCAACCACCAGCCCUAUGGGACAGUGAAUGACCACGCAGCAGCCCCCCAGCACCCCAAGGUGCAGUACAGCGCCCAGCCCCAGCUCUAUGACAGCACGCCUCGGAAGCCUUGGGCCGGGAAUAGGGAGCUUCAACCUGGGGAGCACCGACCCACAGCGCAUUCCGCAGGCAUCCGGCCGGGAAUCCAGAGGAUCCUGCACGUUAUGGGGGAGGCGGAGCAGCUGGAGGAGGAGGUGGAUGAGUUUGUAGGGAAAAAGACGGAUAAAUCCUACCGGCUGCUGGAGGAGAUGCUGACCAAGCUGCUGCUGGAGCUGGAUUCCGUGGAGACGGGCGGCCAGGACAGUGUUCGGCAGGCCAGGAAGGAAUCCGUCCACAGAAUCCAGGCCAUACUGGAAAAACUGGAAAGAAAGGGAUUGUGAAAGCACAUCCUCAAGCUGCAGCAGGCGGCCCGGUGAGGAGGCUCCAUAGAGUCCCAGCUCUGCUAAAUCUCUGCUACGCACUGCUGGCAAUGGAAUAGCAAUAAGCCCUCACAAAGCCACCGAAACCCAACCCCGGGAGCUCAGCCCCAGCUGAUAACUUGGCAAUAGAUGAACUAAAAGAGGUUUGAAGCCAUAGAUUGAAUUGUUGAACCGUCGAGAUACCCACGAUGGAAAGGUCUCCGUGGGGAGACCCAGAGGGCUCUGCAUCCUCUCCAUCUCCAUCACUGUACAGAGGUUCCCCAGGC